UCUUUUUUGAAGUUUUUUGCAACCAAAAUAAUAAUCAUAAUCCCCUCCAUUAUUUCUCAUUCCUCUCUCUAAACCAUCAUCAUCAUCUCUCUCCUAAGCCAUCAUCUAUCUUUCUCUAGCUCUCUCUCUCUGCCAUGGAUUCCGGCAACAGUAGUAGCAUGCAAUCUUCAAGCGGUGGUGGUGGAGGAGAACAAGAAGAGUACGACUCACGCGCCGAUCAAUCAAUCUCUGCUUUAUUCAACAACAACAACGCAACCACCGCCGGUCAAACACAGCUUGACUCUCUCAUAGCUAACUAUCUCAACACCGGUUGGUCAACAGAUAAUCCACUCUGGUCAACAACGACCAUGAAGCCCACUGAUGGCUCUACACCACCAGUCUUCUUCACAAACCCACUUCAACGAGAUCUGAGAAUAGUCUCAAACACAGACACAAGUAGUCCCAUUAGUUCUGUCCCUACCGACAAGAAAAACGGUCUGGCGGUGACAACACGGAUUCCUAAGAAGAGAUCUCGAGUCUCGAGACGGGCACCUACCACUGUUUUGACCACCGACACUUCAAACUUCAGAGCCAUGGUUCAAGAAUUCACUGGUAGUCCUUCAAAUCCUUUCGCUGGAUCCUCUCCUUUUCCAAGAUCAAGAUUUGACCUAUUGGGCCCUUCUUCUCCUUCAUCAUCCUCACGACCCUUGAAACCCUUUCCUCACAAGAUUACCCCACCACCUUCGACCAGUCAUCGUUACCUAACUCCUCCUACAUAUUAUCAUCAGGGUCAUCUCCUUAACAUGAACAUGCAAACCAUCGCAAACCCUUUUCUCAACAACCACGUGGACGUGGGAACAAACUUUGGGGGGCUUCACAACAUUAUUGCCUCUUCAUCCUCAUCGAUGGCACAGCCAACCCUAAACACUAUGCAUGGACUGGACAAGAAUUCUGAAACCGAUAAUGAUCCUCUAAGAUCGAUCAAUGGUGAAGAGCAAUACAUGGUGCAAAGAUCCGAUGGUUACACACCGCCCGUUGCUUCUGGAUCGGAGAAUAAUUUAGCAGCGGUGAGAAAUAAAGGUAUGAAGGAAUUAUCAUGGAUCUCUUCUUCUGAUUAGAUUCAACCUAACCUUUUUAUUACAUUAUGAUCGUUUUUAUUAUUAUAGAUAUAUAAAAAAUGGAAUAGAGAAUCUCAGCGAAAAUAUUUGAUGAAUGGAACAUUAAUUAGUGUAUGGAAAUAUUUUGGAAUCUUUAAUGUUGUAAAGUUUCUGUGGUCUAAAUUAACAAUAACUUGGUAUAUAUUGGAAAAAUGUUAUUUCUUUCUUAUUAAUGUUAUUGUUAUAUCGGAUUUGCUCCGUUUAUUAACUGUGCUGGAUUGGGUGUGUUUAUAUGUAGA
Molecule: messenger RNA, 1375 nt
Organism: Brassica oleracea var. oleracea
Lineage: Eukaryota; Viridiplantae; Streptophyta; Magnoliopsida; Brassicales; Brassicaceae
Product: VQ motif-containing protein 22-like
Exons: 1
Coding region: 135-1097 (320 amino acids)
Source: RefSeq, a predicted model, not a curated record